AUGAUUUUAUCAACAGAAAGUCCAGAUGAUGAUGAUUUAGAAGAUGAAAGAUUUUUAGAAAUAUAUUAGGAAGCAACAGAUUUAUAUGGAUUAAUACAUUCCAGAUUUAUUACAUCUCCCAAAGGAUUAGCAAUGAUGAGAGAAAAAUAUUUACUUGGAAGAUUUGGAGUCUGUCCUCGAGUACUUUGCGAAAGACAAAAUGUUUUACCUUUAGGCAUGAGUGAAGAGUUAAGAACAUCAAGAGUCAAAGUUUAUUGCCCGAGAUGUGAAGAUGUAUAUAUACCUAAAAAAAAAUGUCCUGAUAUUGAUGGAUGCUAUUUUGGUGUUUCUUUUCCUUAAAGUUUACUAAUGGGAUAUCCUGAUUUAAUACCUUAAAAAAAUUAAUCAACAUACAUUCCGAGAAUAUAUGGGUUUAGAAUUUAUAAAAAAAAAGGAUCAAGAUUUGCUGAAGAUGAAAAUAAUGUAUGUGAAAUUACACAUUAUAAUGAAGAACUUUUAAAAUAAAUUAGAUGUAAAGCAGAUAAAAAUAAAAAUGAAGAUAAAAAGAUGCAAUAAAUUAUAUGA
Molecule: messenger RNA, 564 nt
Organism: Ichthyophthirius multifiliis
Lineage: Eukaryota; Ciliophora; Oligohymenophorea; Hymenostomatida
Exons: 5
Cellular component (GO): cytoplasm; protein kinase CK2 complex
Molecular function (GO): protein kinase regulator activity
Source: RefSeq, a predicted model, not a curated record